AUGCCAUGGACUUCGAUUUUUGCUGAUCGACGUAGCCGACAUACAUUUAUUUAUUCGAAAAGUAGUGUAUAUGUAAUUCCCCCAUUGAUCAACAGAUAUGGAAAACGUUUUUCGAUCGCUGAACUAAUUGCAGCUGGUUAUGCUAGUUUUUAUAGUAAUGGCAAGCGACCAAGUGAAAAUUUUGAUAUAAUUACGAUUUAUCAACCAUCUCCUUUGAGUGGCUCGCGAAUACCUAAAAUUAAUCCACGUACAGGUGGAUUUACGGGUGGUAUGCACACAAAUUAUGGCUCGUUUUCGUCGUCUAAAUAUGAAGAGAAAGAGGUCAACAUCGCUCAUAAUUCUGAAUCAGAAGAAGACGAAGAAGAAGAAGAAGAAAAAGAAGAAAAUACUAAACAUUAUUCUUCUAAGGAUUCAUACAAUAGUGAUGAACGACCGCAACCACCAUCACGCUCACGAUCCCGACCUCGAUAUCCACGUCCAUCACGACGUCCAGUCCAUUCGACACGAUCUACAAGUACUAUGACGCGAUCUACAAGAACUACGACACGAUCUACAAGUACUACAACGCGAUCCUCAAGAACUACAAAACGUUCUUCAACAGCUACAACGACGAUAAAUAAUUGUAUUGGCCUACCUGAUAUUAGUAAAAAUUCUCACAAUGAUAAAUUAAAACGUAUUCCAAUUCAAAAGAAAAAACAUCGAUGUGGUAAGAGCAUUAAUUCAGAUGAGUGUCACCAUUGGCAUAGUACAAUAAUCCAACGAGCUCUAAGAAAACAUUCAGUGACACGGAAGACAGCAAAUCUUACGUUAAUUGAUGACUUAUUCGGAUCGUAUUGGGUGGGCUUGGUAACCGUUGGUACUCCCGGCCAACCAUUCUAUGUUCUUAUUGAUACAGGAGCAGCUGAUUUUUGGAUACCAGGCCCAGCAUGUGGAAAUUUAUGUGGAGGUACUCAUGCAUUUGAUGCUGAUGCAUCAUCAACAUAUGUACCAUGGAAUAAAGACUUCUUUUAUUCUUAUCUCAAUGGAGCUUCCAUUAAUGGAACGUUUGCGAAUGAUACAGUUGAUAUGGGUGGUAUAUCUGUUUCCAAUCAAACUUUUGCCAUUAUUAAUACAGCUAUUGGUGUCACAGGAGUGGUUUUCGAUGGAAUAUUGGGGAUGGCUUAUCCAUCAAAUACAGUAAUUGGUGAAAAUCCAGUCGUUUUCUCAAUGUAUCUGGCUGGUAAAUUAAAACUUCCUAUAUUUACCUUUUGGAUUGAACCAAUAUCGACUGGUACUGAUACAGGCGAAUUAAUCUUAGGUGGUUACGAUACAACAAAAUUCGUCGGUUGUGUUACAUAUGUGCCAGUUAAUAUACAACGACACUGGCAAUUUAUUGUCGACAGUAUUAGCUUGUCAGUUGGAUCAAAUACAACUACCAUUGCCACAUCAUUUCGUGCCGCUUUUGAUACUGGCGAUUCAGUAGCCUUUGUAGGUCCUGUAGUUUAUGUGAAUACCAUUUAUGCAAUGUUAGAAGCAGUAUUUGAUCCAACCGUUGGAGUGUACACUGUCGAUUGUCAAACAAAACCAUUAUCAACAUUGCCAAAUAUAUCGUUAACAAUUAGUGGAGUUCCAUUUGUACUGACACCACCAAUGUACAUGUUAACUGUUGGUAAUUCUUCUACCUACACUUGCUAUGUCUUGAUAGAAGCAAUUGAUGUUCCUGAUGUUCCCGAUGUAGAUGUCAAUAUUUGGAUUUUUGGUACUAUCUUUAUGAGACAUUUUUAUACUAUAUUUGAUAUGCACAAGAAUCGUAUUGGAAUAGCUCUUUCAUCAUUAUAUUCAGUUGUUCAGACAGAGCCCAUUACAUUACCUACCAACCAAUAA
Molecule: messenger RNA, 1863 nt
Organism: Adineta steineri
Lineage: Eukaryota; Metazoa; Rotifera; Eurotatoria; Adinetida; Adinetidae
Source: the annotation of a GenBank genome assembly